UUGCGUCAUUUCUCUGACGUUUUCUAGUUUUGCGAACAUUUCCUCAAUCUUCACUUGGAUUAAACAGCAUGUGUUGUUGUUCAGUGUACUGUACUGCGUAGCAUAUAUUCGUACAUUUUGAUUUCCUUCAGUUUAUCGGUAUCUUCAGUAAAUGACACCUUAAUAUAUUUAGCUUUUAUUUUCUAAAUCACGUUCUCUUCUGUAGUUAAACGAGGAUACUAACAAUCUCAGAGGAUAACAGUGAGAUGUUGCCCGUAAAUAUGGCAUCAAAGUUAAGUAGCAGUAUAAACCAUGAGGAGAUUCCAGUAACAGCUUUAAACUGCAAUUUCCGAAAGAAACUGGGACUGUAUUUGAAUCCUCAAAACACAGUGGCAGCAGACUGGAGGACAGUCGCCGAAAUGAUGGACUAUACCUACCUGGAGAUCAAAAAUUUCGAGAAAAGAGACUAUCCCUUCGAAAAGGUUUUAACGGAGUGGGAAACUCGUCCAGAGGCCACAGUAGGAAAUUUACUGUCGAUUUUAGAAAAAGCGGAAAGGAAAGAUGUUAUAUCAGAUCUCAAAGAGAUUAUAGAUGAUGACUGCAGGAAGUAUUUGGAAAGACAACUGAGGAAGCCCGUCCAGGUUCCAGUGGUGGACAGCUGCGGGCCCCGCACAAAGGAGCGAGAAGGAAUCACGCUGUAUGAUGAUCCACAAGGACUAACACCGGAGACCUUUGAUGCCUUCAUCUGCUAUUGUCAGAAUGACUUCCAGUUUGUCCAUGAGAUGAUCAAACAGUUGGAACAGACUGAAUACAACCUGAGGCUGUGUGUAUUUGACCGAGACGUCCUUCCUGGCACGUGUGUGUGGACCAUCGCCAGUGAGCUCAUAGAAAAAAGGUGUAAGAGGAUGGUGGUGGUGAUUUCCGAUGACUAUCUGGACAGUGAUGCCUGUGACUUUCAGACUAAGUUUGCACUCAGCCUUUGCCCAGGAGCUCGCUCUAAACGCCUAAUCCCUGUUGUCUACAAAACAAUGAAGAAGCCUUUUCCCAGCAUUCUCCGUUUUCUGACCAUCUGUGAUUACACCAGACCCUGCACACAGGUUUGGUUCUGGACCCGACUGGGCAAGGCGCUCUCACUCCCCUGAACUUUUCUGUAGAAACCAGUAAAGGUUUACUAUACAGUCAUCACCAGGUAAAGCACACUAUUCUCUAUGGAGGAUGAAGGGAAAAUCCCUUCUGUGAUUUUUGCUCGCUUGGAGAGUUUCUCAGACUCAGUGGUGAGUCCAGCUUAUGAACAUUUU
Molecule: messenger RNA, 1277 nt
Organism: Rhinichthys klamathensis goyatoka
Lineage: Eukaryota; Metazoa; Chordata; Actinopteri; Cypriniformes; Leuciscidae
Gene: myd88
Product: MYD88 innate immune signal transduction adaptor
Exons: 5
Coding region: 246-1121 (291 amino acids)
Biological process (GO): MyD88-dependent toll-like receptor signaling pathway; Toll signaling pathway; defense response to Gram-positive bacterium
Cellular component (GO): plasma membrane
Molecular function (GO): Toll-like receptor binding; TIR domain binding
Source: RefSeq, a predicted model, not a curated record